GAUAUGUUAUGAGAAUGGUUUACUUCAUCCUACUCCUAUUUUAUUGACUCUAUUGUGAGAUUUUUAUGUUCGCUAAGAACAAAGAGAUCGCAUGAAUCUUUAAAGAAGAGAUCAAACACCCGCCGGACAGGAGAGAGUGUUUUUGUUUCGCCUGAUUUGUGAGCGAUCCUGGGACGAGCGCUCGCUCUGCUGGCAUGUUCGGAGAACCGUCUGCAGGAUAAAAGCUUGUGAUAACUGAACAUAAAAAAUGAUGGACCAUAUGGCAACUACUAGUAACAGUCAAGGGCCAGUCCUCUGUGAACCGUCUUACUCUGCCUGUAAAAUGGCCCGUAUGGAGAAUGCCAGAGAUUUACCUGGACUUGGAGUCACACCUGUGACCUCUAAACCAACAACAUUAUCAAACACCGUUAGGAAGAUAGGCAGUCUGCUUCCUGUGUUCUGUAUGGUGGAGCAGGGUGAUAACUCACCCUCUGAGAGAAAGAGGUCAGAGCAUGCAGAAUUUGUGCUCUUGAGGAAAGACCUACUGUUUAGCCAGAUCACUGAGGCUGCACUGCAAGAGCUGGGCUAUACGCACACUGCCGCUGCACUGGCUACAGGUCAAGUUCAGGUUGGUCAUUGGAACCCUGUAGCCCUGUCCACUGUUACUGACACCUCGGAUGCAACAGUAGGAGACAUGCUUCAAGACCUUUAUCAUAUCAUCACAUUAAGAAUAAAGCUAAACAGUGUUUCUAAAUUAGAGGACUUGCCAGCUGAGCAGUGGACUCAUUCCACUGUGAGAAAUGCCCUAAAGGAGCUGCUGAAAGAGAUGAAUCAGAGCUCACUGGCUAAAGAGUGUCCACUAUCACAGAGCAUGAUUUCAUCAGUGGUAAAUGGCACUUACUACGCCAGCAUCUCUGCUGCAAGAUGUCAGGAGUUUGGCCAGUGGUACAAACACCACAAGAGGGCCAAAGCUAUGAUGGGUGAGAUGGACAGGCAUUGCAACCAACCCUCAUCCUCCAGCCAACCCACCAUCUACCAGCAGCCAAUAGAAGACAGGGUGGCGGAGCCACAUGGUAUUGUACAGAUGCAAGCUGGAAUGCCUGGUUUGGUGAUGGCUCAGCUCCUGUCUCAGCAGCAUGCCAUGUCUCAACUUCUCACACACGCUCACACACACUCACACGGGGCUCAUACCGUGCCUCUAAGGACUCCACCCAGCUGUAAUGUGUCACCACCCACAGUAGCUCGAGGUUCCUCCCCUGUCUCUGAUGUGUCACCUGAAAUCUACCAUUGGGUGCGCGAGGAGUUGAAAAGAGCAGGAAUUUCCCAAGCAGUGUUUGCACGAGUAGCCAUUAAUAGAACUCAGGGCCUGCUUUCUGAGAUCUUACGUAAGGAAGAGGACCCACGGUGCGCAUCUCAAUCUCUUUUAGUGAACCUGAGGGCCAUGCAGGCCUUCUUACAACUGCCACAGAGUCAGAGAGACUCGAUCUAUCUGGAUGAAAGAGAACGCAACCUCAACAGUACCUACAGCACAAGCUCCAGCUCACCUCUGCCCAUUCAGGCAAAACUGUCACCUGUUGCCAAGGACAUUGUAUUGAAAGUGGAAUCUGAUGAUUAUGGCAUAAACUCUGGCAUUUAUGAUGAAAUACAGCAGGAAAUGAGACGGGCCAAAGUGUCACAGGCUUUGUUCGCGAAAGUUUCAGCAGCCAAAAGCCAGGGCUGGCUGUGUGAGCUGCUGCGCUGGAAGGAGGAUCCAUCUCCUCACAAUCGUACCCUGUGGGAAAAUCUGACUUUGAUACGUCAGUUCCUAAAUCUCAGCCAACCAGAGCGAGAUGUUAUUUAUGACCAAGAGAGCAAUACAGGACAGACACUAUUUCAAGAAAUACACACAAGACCACUGCCUGAACCACUGCAGAUGAUACCACAGCAUCUGGGGCUUAUAAAGCAACUACAGAAAAAUCCACUAUCGCACCAUCAACCCUUCCCACAACCCCAAAUAAUCACUGGCAGAGACAGGACUCCGAUAGGCCCAAGUCUGGGAGGCACGUUUUUACCACCAGAAGCCCAUGCUAUCCUGCAGAGUUUCAUUCAGGAAGUGGGACUUCAUCCAGACCAAGAGGCAAUUCAUACACUAUCUGCUCAACUAGGUGUGGCGAAAGAGACUGUUCUCAGCUUUUUCCAUGGUCACAACUGGCAUAGUCAGGACGAUAAGCACAAGAGAAUGGACCAACGAGAAGGAGAAAGGGAAGAUGAUUCCAUGGAGGAAGAUGGAGAAUACAGGGAUACAAAGGAAAAUGAUAAGAGGACAGAGGAAAACAAGAUAACUGGGAAGCAAGACAUUGAUGUGUUGGAGCAGAAUGCAUCUACACAAACUCGUUUUAUCAUUGCUAUUAAACAGGAGGAGGCGCUCCCAUGUAAGGAGGAGCAUGAUGAUAGCUCCACCCACUGCCAGUUCAUAAACUCCUAAAAAUGCAUACUAAAUCCCAUUUAGACAAUUGGACAGCAGUGGAUCCAAUUUUAGCCUAUUUAUGUUUGUGCCUUGUGCACAAGGUGUUUUGUCUCGCUAAGACAUCAGUCUUUGGAUGGGCUUUGUGGAAUAUUGUAGAUUUUACAGUCGAAAUGCCACGGAAAACAUAAAUUAAACAUGACUGUUCUUUAUUUAAAAUGCUCUAUUUAUUAGGGGGUGUAAAAAGGAAUCAACCUGACAAUAAAAAUUCAAUGCAUCGAUAAAAGUAUUGAACAAUGAAUUAUAAUUACUCUAAUAAUACCCAAUGUAUUAUGCAUUAAUUUCUUACCCGAAGUACAAUUCUUGACUUAUUUUUGGUUGUAAAAAUUGACCAAUUACAGAUCCACUUUCUGUGUAGACACGUUUGAUUGUCCCAUUUGUGUCUUCAGCAUGUUUUUGAAAAUAAUAUGAUAAAAAGCAGUAAAAUAAUUGGAUCGCACCGAACCAAUCAGAAGUCAAGAUGCAAUAUGGUCAGAGCAAAUACAUUUACACCCCUAAAUGUAUAUAAUUUGCUAUUUCAGAGUAUUAUUUAAUGUUUGUCUCUCAUUUUCUGUUAAAAUCCUUAGUCUUACAAUAUGCAGGGAAUGAUGUUCAGUGUUAACAGUGGCAUUUUCAGCCAAGCAGUAUUGUCUUUUACAAAAGAAGUUGCCAGAGACCCUGGGACGUAUUAUCUCUGUUUAGAAACGAGCAGCACGUAACUACAUUAUUGUGUAUUAGAUAAAACACAAUAGGAACAGCACUUUCUAGUUCUUUCCUUCUCUUUACAUGUUCUU
Xyrauchen texanus (razorback sucker) is the source of this 3255-nucleotide messenger RNA. RefSeq names its product DNA-binding protein SATB1-like. Gene Ontology annotation, biological process: regulation of transcription by RNA polymerase II; chromatin remodeling. Gene Ontology annotation, molecular function: DNA-binding transcription factor activity, RNA polymerase II-specific; RNA polymerase II cis-regulatory region sequence-specific DNA binding. The coding region runs from base 248 to 2443 and encodes 731 amino acids. Lineage: Eukaryota; Metazoa; Chordata; Actinopteri; Cypriniformes; Catostomidae. The transcript is spliced from 11 exons. The record is from RefSeq and is a predicted model, not a curated record.